AUGGAGGCAAAGCGGUCCGUGCAUCUAGAGUUCUUGAGAUACCUGCUGACAAUCGGACAACAGUCGGACGGAUCAUUCCGUAAGAAGUGGGAUCGUGAAGAAUAUGCAGAAAAAGCAAAAGUAAAAGACGAGGAGGAGCGUGAACGAAUGAAGGAGAAUGACGCCCGUAUGCGACAAGGCAAGAAACCACGGCGCAUAAAGGAGGAACUUCCUAAGCCGACGGAGCUCAUGAAAGCGCGCGAGGAGGACCUGGAGCUCGAGAAGAACUUGAAUAAGACCAUUGUUGUUCACUCCGCUGGGGGUCGAGGGCCGGGUCAACCGGGAUUUUAUUGUGAAGUGUGUACGAGAAACUUCAAGGACACUGCUGGGUAUCUUGAUCACAUCAAUUCUCGCGCACAUUUGCGUAAAUUGGGUCAAACGACUACUGUAGAACGGUCAACGGUCGAACAAGUCAGGGCACGAAUAGCUUUGUUGCGCGAAAAGACGAAGGAAGCUGCUGAGGUAAAGGCAUACGACUUCGAGAAGCGCCUUCAGCAGAUUAGGAACAAAGAAUUAGAGGAGCGACAAGCUAAGCGGAGGAAAGUUAAAGAGGAGAAGCAAGCUAUCAAGGCGGUGAAACAAGAGCAGGAGCAACAGGCAACAGAGGCAAAUCCUGAUAUGUUGGACAUGAUGGGGUUUGCUGGGUUUGGAGGCUCAAAACGAUAG
Molecule: messenger RNA, 705 nt
Organism: Dacryopinax primogenitus
Lineage: Eukaryota; Fungi; Basidiomycota; Dacrymycetes; Dacrymycetales; Dacrymycetaceae
Exons: 3
Coding region: 1-705 (234 amino acids)
Biological process (GO): mRNA splicing, via spliceosome
Cellular component (GO): U4/U6 x U5 tri-snRNP complex; spliceosomal complex
Molecular function (GO): zinc ion binding; nucleic acid binding
Source: RefSeq, a predicted model, not a curated record